Messenger RNA from Chlorocebus sabaeus (green monkey), 986 nucleotides. RefSeq names its product lysophosphatidylcholine acyltransferase 2B-like. NCBI's taxonomy places the organism in Eukaryota, Metazoa, Chordata, Mammalia, Primates, Cercopithecidae. The record is from RefSeq and is a predicted model, not a curated record. Gene Ontology annotation, molecular function: calcium ion binding.
AGAAUACUAAGGAUGAAAUCCUGAAGUGAGUGACAUUUGGAAAGAAGUGGCCACAGAUUCUGAUCUUCCUAGAAGGUGUGUGCACCAAUCGCUCCCAUCUAGUCACUUUUAAACUAGAGGCCUUCUGUCCAGGUGUUCCUGUGUAGCCAGUGCUGCUCAAGUACCCAAACACCCUGGACAUGGCAAUCUGGACCUGGCAGGGAUUUACAGGCAUGUAUAUUGAUCCUCAGUCAACCCUUCACCAGGGUAGAAGUUGCGUUUAUGCCUGUUUAUAUCCGAAAUGAUGAAAUAAAAAAAGACCCCAUCCUUUUUGCCAAUACAGUACGCGUCAACAUGGCAAAUGCUCUGGUGCCUGGGACAGAGCACACUUAUGAAGACUGCAGACUGAUGAUCUCCGCAGGUAACCUUCAACUACCCAUAGAAGCUGGUUUGGUGGAAUUUACAAAAAUUAGCCAGAAGUUGAAGUUAGAUAGGGAUAACAUUCAUCAGCAUUUGGAUGAAUAUGCUGCAAUUGCAGUUGCCUCAAAAGGAGGGAAGAUAGGAAUUGAAGAAUUUUCAAGUUAUUUAAAACUCCCAAUUUCAGAGCCCUUGAGACAACUUUUUGCCCUCUUUGGCAGGAAUAAUGAUGGCAGCAUAGACUUCAGAGAGUAUGUAAUAAGUCUGACUGUCCUAUGCAAUCCUGCCAACAUUGUAAAGAGUCUGCAAAUGUCCUUUAAGCUUUUUGAUCUUGAUGCGGAUGGCUUAAUAACAGAACAGGAGUUUGCUGCUAUACUUCAGGCAGCUUUUGGAGUGCCAGAUCUUGAUGUUUCCAGGCUCUUUCAGGAAAUAGCUGGACAGAAAUCAGUGUACAUUUCAUAUGAGAAAUUUAAGAAAUUUGCCCUGAAGCAUCCAGCAUAUCCCAAGUUACUUAAUUCACACCUAGACCUACAGGCAGCCUAUAUAUAUUCAUUAUCCCAAAGAGUACAGUUUUAAUCACUGUAUUCAAA